Messenger RNA from Pocillopora verrucosa, 2157 nucleotides. Its product is annotated as EGF-like repeat and discoidin I-like domain-containing protein 3. NCBI's taxonomy places the organism in Eukaryota, Metazoa, Cnidaria, Anthozoa, Scleractinia, Pocilloporidae. The record is from RefSeq and is a predicted model, not a curated record.
AUGGACUGCUCAGAUGCGUUAGGCCUCUCAACCAAUCAAAUCGCAGAUGACUCGUUAUCUGCCACCACCUGGCAGCCUGGCAGAAGUGAUCCUUGGUAUGGCCGGUUAAACAACCAAUCACGACGCAGCUGGUGUGCAACUGUCGUUGAUGAUAUUCAGUAUCUUCAGAUUGAUUUGGGUCCCAAACUGAGAUUAAUAACUGCGGUGGCCAGCCAAGGAAGUCAUAACUAUGACGAAUGGGUGACUAGUUAUAAACUCUCCUACAGCACAGAUGGCGGGAAAUGGAAAGUCUUUGGAAAAGGCGACAUACCGGAGAUAUUCGAUGCAAAUAAAAAUCGCGGAACUGAAGUAAAGCACCAAAUAGAUCCGCCCAUCACAGCUGUGGCCUUACGCUUCCACCCAGUGACAUGGGAGGGUGAUAUGUGCAUGAGGGUAGAAGCAUUUGGAUGCGAUGCUUAUUCAGAAGCGUUAGGGGUGGAAAAUGGUAGCACCAUUCAGGAUAAAUAUCUGACUGCGUCUCAUCAUAAGAACUCUUUCGAAGCACGUAAAGGAAGACUUCAUAACUUAGAGAACGCAUGGUCAGCUUAUCCAAGAGUGGGAACGUUCUUGGAAAUCUCCGUUGGAAGACAUCUGAGCAUUAUUACUGCUGUAGCCACACAGGGUGUAAAGAAUGAAUAUCACGAAUCCUGGGUACUAAACUACAAAUUGAGUUACAGCUUAUGGGGAGACGAGUGGAUGGAAUACAUUGACGACGGCGAAGUCAAGGUAUUUCGUGGUAACAACGAUCACAGCACAGUAGUAAAGAAUUACCUCCGACACAAUAUAACAGCCUUACGUAUUCGUUUUUGGCCAGAAACAUAUUAUAUUCGUCCUGCAUUGAGAGUCGAGUUGUACGGCAGUAAAGAUGUUUGCCAAAACCCUCUUGGCGUGGAGAGCGGCGACAUAUCCAAUGUACAGUUUACUGCAUCAAGUCGUGCACCAGUUGAGAGUGAUGCAUGGAAUGGUCGCUUAAACAACGGGAAGGCCUGGUGCGCGGGAAAUAAUGACGAUAAACAGUAUCUUCAAGUAGAUUUAGGAAGAAUUCUUACGGUAGCGCGAGUCGCCACCCAGGGUCAUCCUGACAAUCUACAGUGGGUGACUCGUUAUAAAGUGGCUUACAGUAUGGAUGGAAUAUUUUGGAGGAAUGCUCUUGACGAAAGCAAGUCAAAGACCCUGAGUGGUAAUACAGAUCACAGCACAGUGAAGGAAGUCCCAUUCUACAAACAUGUAACAGGCAGAUUCGUGAGGUUCCUUCCUGUGGAGUGGAAUAAUGCAAUCUGCAUGAGAGUAGAGGUUUACGGUUGUGAAGAAUGCGCCUAUCCGGUUGGUAUUGAGCGUGGAGUAGUACCAAAUGAAGCCUUUUCAGCCUCAUCAUGGUACGACGUGGACCAUGAGCCUUGGCUGGCAAGGCUCUAUAGUAGAGAAGGCGAGGGAGCCUGGUGUGCACUGGAAAAUGAUGGGACCCAGUACUUACAAAUCGAUCUAGCUCAAAUACAUAUCAUAACAGGCGUAGCUACUCAAGGAAAGUACGAAAUAUCAGAAUGGGCGAUUCGUUUCAGAGCUUGGGUAACAAACUUCAGCUUAUCUUUCACCGACGAUCAUAUGCUUUGGGUUAACUACACUGAGGAUGGAGUCUCUCCGAAGGUCUUUGAUGGGAAUUCACAAAGGAAUCAAGUUAUCCGACAUACGCUUUUAAAAAGAAUAACUUCUCGACAUCUAAGGUUUCUUCCAGUCACAUGGUUUGGAUGGACAUGCAUGCGGGUCGAAGUUUUUGGAUGCAGAGCUUGCUCUUCUGCUCUUGGAAUGGAGGAUUUUCACCUGCCGUAUGAAUCGAUUCUGGUUUCAUCAGUUCAGUCUGGACUUUACGCUGCAAGAGCCAGAAUUUUUAAUUCAUACACAUGGCUUCGAGGCUAUAAUGAUAAGAACUCUUUUCUCCAAAUUGGAAACGGCAUAGAUGAAUACCUCUUUACUGCAAUUGCAACUCAAGGCCAUUUGACUAUGAGGUCAGCCGUGGUCAAGUUCCAAUUGUCUUUUUCCAGAGAUGGUUUACACUGGUUUUACUACAGAGAGAAUGGCGACAUCAAGGUAAAAACGUUUUUAUUCAUUUAUGAAUUUUAG